Drepanopeziza brunnea f. sp. 'multigermtubi' MB_m1 is the source of this 1398-nucleotide messenger RNA. RefSeq lists its product as uncharacterized. Gene Ontology annotation, cellular component: preribosome, small subunit precursor. Lineage: Eukaryota; Fungi; Ascomycota; Leotiomycetes; Helotiales; Drepanopezizaceae. Gene Ontology annotation, biological process: ribosomal small subunit biogenesis; maturation of SSU-rRNA. The record is from RefSeq and is a predicted model, not a curated record. Gene Ontology annotation, molecular function: RNA endonuclease activity.
AUGGCUACUCUCAACUCCAAAACCGUCCAUAGUCUUGUUCUUGACUCCGGCCCAAUAAUCAAAAACGAUCCUCAUGUCAAUACCCUCCUAGGCCGAGCUGAGAACAUCUACACGAUCCCCGCCGUUAUCGAUGAAAUCCGCGAUGCAGUAACGCGCGCCCGAAUCGAGAGCACCCUGCUGCCUUUCCUUAAAUUACGAUCGCCGAGACCUGCGAGCGUGAAGGUUGUCACGGAUUUUGCGCGGAAGACGGGCGAUUUGGAGGUGCUGAGUAGGCCGGAUGUCCAGUUGAUCGCCUUGACUUAUGAGCUGGAGUGUGAGCGAAACCAUGGAGAUUGGAGACUCAGGAGGGAGCCGGGGCAGAACGGCUUGAACGGAGAGCCACCUAAGAGCUUGGAGGAGGGUGCUGUGAAAAAUGACGAUGUCGAGUCUGCAAAGAAGCAGAAUGUGCCUGCUCCUAUGCCAGAGACGAGAGGUGCCUGGGGAACAAAAAUUCCAAUAGCCGAGAACAGCGAACCAAAGUCGAUAGAUCACGUACUUGCAGGAACCCAUCUUUCUGAUCCACAGGUACAAUCUCCAGAGCCUAUCGUCGAAUGUACACAUAAGGAACAAGCACAGUUAUCCCAACAAGAAACCACAAUCACGGAUCCGGAAACUACGCCAGAGGUACAGGCACCAGAGCCCAGUGUAGGGGUACCUACCGAGCCAGUCAGCCAGCCAGAGUCCGAAGUCGAGGAAGUGAUAGAGUCAGACUCAGAAGGCUCUGACGGCGAAGGCUGGAUUACCCCUUCCAAUAUCAAGAAAGUGCAGGCAAAAGCGGAAAAGAACUUCAAGACAAACGACAAGGAGGAUCAAAAUAUGCAAGUCGCAGUCAUCACCACCGACUUCGCCAUGCAGAACGUCAUCCUCAGAAUGAACCUCAACCUCCUCUCAUCUGGUCUUCAAAGAAUCCGACAACUGAAGACCUGGGUGCUGCGUUGCCAUGCCUGCUUCGCAAUCACAAAAGAUAUGUCGAGACAGUUUUGCCCGAAAUGUGGGAAGGAUACUCUGAUGCGGACAUCGUGCUCUACAAAUAAGGAUGGGAAGGUUUUUGUUCAUCUGAAGAAGAAUAUGCAGUGGAAUACUCGAGGCAAUGUUUACAGUAUACCUAAGCCAGUGGCGGGCACCUCGAACGGGAAGUUGGUUCAGGGAGGUGGAAAGGGCGGAUGGGGCCAGGGGCUGAUUUUGGCUGAGGAUCAGAAGGAGUAUGUUCAGGCUAUGACUAGUAACCAGAGGAAGAAGGAGAAGGACCUGAUGGAUGAGGAUUUUUUGCCUGGGCUUCUUUCGGGCGAUAGAGGGCGGACAGGUGGCAGACCGAAGGUUGGAGCUGGCAGGAACGUCAAUUCCAAGAAGAGACAUUGA